This is a messenger RNA of Astyanax mexicanus (Mexican tetra), 647 nucleotides long. RefSeq names its product dynein light chain roadblock-type 2. NCBI's taxonomy places the organism in Eukaryota, Metazoa, Chordata, Actinopteri, Characiformes, Acestrorhamphidae. The coding region runs from base 16 to 453 and encodes 145 amino acids. Gene Ontology annotation, biological process: microtubule-based movement. Gene Ontology annotation, molecular function: dynein intermediate chain binding. The transcript has 4 exons. The record is from RefSeq and is a predicted model, not a curated record. Gene Ontology annotation, cellular component: cytoplasmic dynein complex; cytoplasm; centrosome.
CAUUUUCCGAUUAUAAUGGUGGAUUUAAAAAGUGGGCAGUCUCUCCAUAAACCAGCUGUGGUAAAUCUUUCUACACUACUACUGGCUUCACACUUCCGUCUCCACAUAGCAACGGAAAGCACAUCAGAGAAACAGCAACGGAGGAAACAGAGCGGAGGAGCUAUGGCUGAAGUAGAAGACACACUGAAGAGAAUCCAGACCCACAAAGGGGUCAUAGGGACAAUAGUAGUAAAUGCUGAAGGUAUUCCCAUUAGAACAACCCUGGACAAUUCCACCACAGUACAGUACGCUGGACUGCUUCAUCAGCUUACUAUGAAAGCCAGGAGCACAGUCAGGGACAUAGACCCUCAGAAUGACUUGACAUUCCUACGCAUCAGAUCCAAGAAGCAUGAGAUCAUGGUUGCACCUGAUAAAGAAUACCUACUGAUCGUCAUUCAGAACCCGAGUGAAUAGUAUUCUGGGACUGUACCAGCUUUGCACAUUCCAUACAUACCUUACAUUUGUCAUCUGUCUUUUGAGUUGCCUUUUUUCCAUGUCUUUUGCCUCUUGAAUUGAACUGUCACGUUCCUGUCAGUCACACACUUGUAUUUGCCUUAUGUUUUCCUAUAGAAAAUGCAUUUUAAUUUAAUAAAUCUCAUGAGAAUUAA